Molecule: messenger RNA, 3180 nt
Organism: Dermacentor andersoni
Lineage: Eukaryota; Metazoa; Arthropoda; Arachnida; Ixodida; Ixodidae
Biological process (GO): tRNA methylation
Molecular function (GO): tRNA (guanine) methyltransferase activity
Source: RefSeq, a predicted model, not a curated record
UUGGCUUGGGACACGUGCUUUCGAAUUGGCACUUCGAUGGCACUUCAACGAAGCGUUGACGUACGCGUUAUUUAAGAGCUUUUAGGCGCUCGGCAGGCAACUGCUUUUUUUGCAAAUGGCCGUUUGAAGCGCUGUAAUCUCAGCAGUGCGCGCUGCCAGUCGCCUUGGUUUACUUUUAAGCACAAGCAUGCGUCCGGACAGACGUGGUAAGGAGUGCAACUUGUGAGUCCGUGCUUGUUUACGGACAGAGCUGUCGGAGUGACCCCGUAUACUGCUCUCAAGUGAUCCCGGUCGCGUCCUUCCGGGAUGGAGCUCGAAGAUUUCGCACUCAUCUCCGUCGGCUGUUGCGGUGACAACGCCGACGGGGCGCUCGGUCUUUUAGAAAAGCUCGCGAGCUGUUGGCGAAACUCGAUCUGCGGCCCUGGCAGCGGCGGCGAUUCGGCGACCUGGUUUGUCGAUUCCGUGUCUCGCACGACUAGGCUGGUUCUCCAAGACGCCUGCCUUCGCGACGAAGGCGUAUUGUUGGACGCCCAGCGACCUUACGCUGCUGGCCUGCGCCGUCUCGUACGGGCCGUAACACCUGCCGUCUCCGCUCUCCUCUGUGACCCCCGGUCUAACCUCAGCCCUCAGCGUCAGGCGUUUUCGACGAGCCUCUCGGACAUCGUGUCGCACCUUCUAGAAUGCGCGAGCAGACUCGGAGAGGACGAACUGAAGGCGGCGUGCGACGGCGUCGCCAACCCAGCCGAAGCCUUUAUUACUGCGGCUCUGAGCGACAUCAUCGACCCGUCGUUGCCGCUGCUAAACCUAUGUUUCGAGUGUUGUCAAGCGUUGGUUCGAAUCGGCAGCAGAGGCGGGCGUCUCGAAAGCUUGUCCGAGCUAAUGCUAGACGCUCUGAAAGUGGGCAAGCCCGCAAUAGUGUCCCACAUAAUCGCGAGGUACGUGCCCGAACUCGCAGUUUUCCAAAAAGACGAGUUGCGGUCCUUCGUCAGGAGAGCCCUGGAGGUUGUGCGUUCGUUUUUCGGCGCGGACGACAGCGGAUAUCUGGUGGAAAAGAGCCACGGCGGAUUCUCGAUCUUGUGCGGGCUUGCCCAGUACCUGCGACAGAGUAUCCUUCUGAACCAAAAUGAGAGCGCCUCAGUCUGUGACGACUUGUUCUGGCAGAUCGUGCAGCACGGCCUUGUGCACCCCGACUCCCUGGCACGAAAGAGGUCUUUGUACGUCAUGAAGCACAUAUUGGACGCAUGCUGCGAUGAGAAAUUGGACCUCUCUUGUCUCGUAUUCUCCUGGAAUCCGGACGAAACGGCCGAGCUAAUGGGUGUGUGGCAAGAACUCUUUCUGGUUUUGGAAGUGCUUGAAGAAAAACAGCCCCACGUUGUGAAACCAAUGCUGGCAAAGUUUGCGUCUUUCUUGGAGCGCAUGGAGGCCUCCCCGAAAGUCCACAUCUCCUGGCUACUACUGGUGUUCAACCGGAUGCUGACACACGAGAGCCGGACCGUGGUCAAGUGGGCAAUUUCCAAGUUUACUAGCUCGCCAGCUUUAGUGAAGCUCAUGUUUGACAGCGACAUGGAAAAGUUUGUCCUGGGUCCUCUCAUACACUCUUUGAAUGACUGUGCCAUCUUUGCUAGGGAAGAUACCGAUCCUCUUGGUUCCCCGGCUCGUCUGUCAGAAAGUCUUGAAGUUUUCUUUAAACACUGUCAAGACUUGCUGUCAACCACUGACAAAUUUGGAGGCUACCUCGAAAAGCUGUUUGCAGCCGUGUCGAAGCAAUCCUGGAAUGGUGUCUCCCUCAUGUACAUCAGCUACGCCCUGCUCGGCCUCAAGAAGCAGCCCGUGCUGGGUGACUCUGCUCUAGUCAGUGUUGGGGCAGUGAUUCUUGACAUACAGCGGUUCCAGGAGCCGGUGUUACGGGCAGCUGCUCAGUGCUACCUGUUGGUCGUCUGCCUGCGGCUGCUCGAUCCGACGAAAGUGAACUACCAUCAGCUCUCGGCAUUCCUGGGUCUCUUCGAGAGGAAAGAGGUCAUAAUGAGAGGCUCGGCUCAGUGGAAGGUGACGGUGUCGGCACUGCGAGAACUCCUGCUGACCGAGGACUCUGCAGAAGCGGGUCUUCGGCCGGCGGAUGUGACCAGCUUUCUGGCGCACUCAGUUAAGGACCUUAUCGAAGCCAGUUGCCCCAGCUCUAUGGCAAACAUGACCUGCGUGUGCCGGCUCGCCAGAAUGGCGGUGCUGUUCCACGAUGCAAGGCUGUUGUGCGGCGACGUCACGUGGGACAAGCUUCUCGAAGGGAGCAUAGAGAUCCUGAGUGCCUCUGGCACGAGGCCUUACCUCGCACGACACCACUCGCUUAGGGCUGCGCAGUUGCUCAUCGCAAUCUACCACGAAGCCAAGCCAGUGAAUGGUGACUCUUCUUUGCAAGAGGAGCUGCUCUUGCUACUCGUACCGCGUGCCGAGGAGAUGCACGAGUACAUCUACAAGCUCGCCUUUCUUUCGAUCAACAGUUUGGAUGACUUUGAAGAAACCCAGGUGCACUACCAGUUCUUGAAUAUUCUCGCCGGCGAGCGUGAGUUCAACUCGCUUUCCUACCAGUUCAUCAAUGAGGGCCUCGAGACUUGUAGAGAGAAGCUCAUACAAUCAACUGCAUCGGCAGUUGUGUCUGUGGAAACGGUGCCUUACUGGAGGUUCCUUCGCUGGGUCCUCAAACGCUUUCCUCGGAAGACGAAUGAAGUGGAAGCAUUGCUCCUUGAAGUAAUUGAGAAAGGAAGCAUCUCAAGGCCGAUCUCUAGACCCGACUCUUGGAUCAUCCAGGACCGAGUUGCCAAGUCGCGCUGGGUGGCAUUUGCGGCCGCUGUGACGGAACUCGUUUGGGAGAGCGUCUCCAAGAUCGCUCUCUCCACCGACAAGCUCUGCAACAAGCUGAUCGCGGAAGCCAUCGAAGCCUUGGAGACAGCUUCGCAAAAGUCAUGCCUUCACAUUCUGAAGGCCGUGUCACAUGCCCUGUCACUAGUCAAGGUCGUUGAUGCUGACCUCUUGUCCAAGUGCCUUAAGGCCUGCUGGCAGAGCUGCAAGGACUUAAAGAAGAGCGACAUAUUCCGACCUGCUGUGGAGAUGUUCAUCAGUUUUGCUUUCCAGCCAUCACUACUACAUCUAUACCAGGGACGCCUACUAAGUCAUUUGGGCCAGUAG